AUGGAGGGGACGAAGGGUAUAAGCUAUCUGGCUGAAAAAACGAUGUGGAAAAAGUUUUGUAACUCCAAGAAACUUGAUAAAAAAGCAGCAACUACGGCCACUGGUGGUAGAAGCAGCAACAAUAGCAGAAGCAGAAGCAACAGUAACAAUGACAAAGGAUUUAGGGAGAGAUGUGGGAGAGGGUUUGGGAAUGAUGAUGACGAUGGUGAUUUUGACGAUGAUGAUGAUGAUGGUGUUGCUGUUGCUGAAGACGAUAGUGAUGAUGUUGAUGGUGAUGAUAUUGAAGAUGGUGAUGAAAACUGUUGUCGGCGUUCGCUAACCGACUGA
Messenger RNA from Enterobius vermicularis (human pinworm), 327 nucleotides. NCBI's taxonomy places the organism in Eukaryota, Metazoa, Nematoda, Chromadorea, Rhabditida, Oxyuridae. The record is from the annotation of a GenBank genome assembly.